This is a messenger RNA of Planococcus citri (citrus mealybug), 1990 nucleotides long. RefSeq lists its product as uncharacterized. The record is from RefSeq and is a predicted model, not a curated record. The transcript has a single exon. NCBI's taxonomy places the organism in Eukaryota, Metazoa, Arthropoda, Insecta, Hemiptera, Pseudococcidae. Bases 58 to 1935 code for a protein of 625 amino acids.
UAAACAGGUACGUCACUAUUUUUAAUUAAAAUUAAAACUCCCCUAAUUUUUUAUUUAAUGAUUUCACGGUGUUGUUAUUUUUAUGUCAUAAACGCCAAACCAUUCGAUAUGAAUUUCGCGUGCGUUAAUGCUGCGUUCGUUUUAUUGGUUACGUAUGUACCUGCUCAUGGAGAAAUUCUAAAUGAAAUGUCGUAUUUUUCAGAGCCAUCGUAUUUACUCGACUGUAUCGAGCGUAUCGUCGACAGAUUUGUAUUUCGUGUACCGGUUGUAUUUUUCAAAGAUGAAGUAUCUCAAGUAUGGUGGUCCGAUUCGUUGAUAAAAAAUUUGAAAAAACCUACAUUAAUCGUUGAGAAGAAAAACAAUUUUGAUAUUCAAGGCUUUUACGUACUAUUUCCCAUAAAUUCUGAAUCCUAUACGGAAAUAUUCAACGCAAAAAAUUACGAUAAAAGUAAAUUCCUAUUAGUUUGGAGUCACCGAAAUAACGCAACUUUGUCUUUUGUUCGAAAUAUUUUUGAACAAUUUUGGUAUUUUCAAUACAUCAAUGUGAUCGCAUUAAUUGAAAACCAGAUUUACACUUUUUUACCCUACACCAAAGAUAAAUGCAAUUCGGUUGGAGAUCCUGUAUUGAUCGAUACGUGGAAUAUUCGUGAAAAACACUUCGAAUUUAAUUUCAACUUAUUUUUAUCCAGUCUUAAAGUGCAUAAUUUACACGGAUGUACUUUAAAGGCGAUUGGUAACCAUCAGCCACCGGAUAAUAUUAUGUACUUUGAAAAAAACGUCUGGAAUGCUACUGGCGUCGGGUAUAAAAUGUUGGAAAUUGUCAGCCAAUAUUUGAAUUUUACGCCUAUCAUAAUGGCGACUAAUUUAAGCACCGAUCAUACUUGGUAUUAUUUUUACGAAGAAUUAAAAUACGUAUCGGAGACUAUUUAUAGAAAGGGAGCGGAUUUAGCAUUUGGAUGGUUUUCGUACGCAAGCAUCGAAAUCCACAAUUUAGAUUUGACCGUUGAACUGGCACGUGUAAGUAGUAUCGAUUGUUUUGGUUGGGCUGUACCGUAUCGUGCUGGAGCAAAACCGCCUAAUCACGCGUACUAUUCGUACGAAUUUGAAAACGUCACGUGGAUGUUGAUUGUUUGCGUAUUCCUGCUUACUGCUUGUCUUGUGUAUUUCAUGCACAAAAAUAUUAUAUUUUCCGUAUUAUCGGUGUAUCGAAUUUUACUCGAACAGCCCGUAACUCAACACAAAUCGAGGAAUAGUUUUAAAAUGUUGUUCGUAAAUUUCAGUUUUUACAGUUUGAUUAUUACGGCUGUCUAUAAAGCUUCUUUUGGUAGUUUUAUUACCGUAUCGUCUCAUGGUAGGGAUUUUAUGAACGUUAGGGAUAUUUUGAACUCGUCGUUGAAAAUUUACGGCUCUCCGGAGAUGUUGAAUUUGCUUAACGCUACGAGCGUAAAAAGUGGCAUCCUCAACCAAAAUUUGCACAGAUUUAAUGUAUUAAAACCGUGUAAAUAUGAGGAUGUCAUGUCACGUGUCGUUCGUAAACGCGACAUCGCCGUAUUAGGCGUUAAACGUAGUUUGUAUUAUCAUUCGAUUUGGGAAGCAAAACGUAUCAAAGUUAAAAUACCAUUUAGGUUUAUUCCUGGAUGCCUAUUAAGAGCCCAUACUACACAUUUCAUGUUUAAACGAGGAUCCUAUUUGAUAGAACCCGUAAACGUAAUCUUGAAUCGUUUAUUCGAGACCGGGGUCAUACCUUAUUGGAUUUUACAUUUAGGAUCAAACAAAAUUUCACCCGUUGAAAGGUUCAAAGGUAGAACAUUAAGAUUGCGUUUUCUCAAAGAACCUAUCAUCAUUUUAAUCGUAGGAUAUUGUGUUGCGUUGUUGGUUUUCUUUCUCGAAAUCCUAUACUAUCGUAAACAUGCUCGUACUUUUACGAAACAUUGAAUCCGGUUUAAGGCGCGUGAUUUGAUUAUUUAAUAAGAUAAGGGUAUACCUAACU